Aspergillus wentii DTO 134E9 is the source of this 1040-nucleotide messenger RNA. RefSeq lists its product as uncharacterized. The record is from RefSeq and is a predicted model, not a curated record. The transcript has a single exon. Bases 317 to 871 code for a protein of 184 amino acids. NCBI's taxonomy places the organism in Eukaryota, Fungi, Ascomycota, Eurotiomycetes, Eurotiales, Aspergillaceae.
AAUCCGCUGUGAACUGCCUCAUCUCAACAAAUGUCAUCACACAUACAUACCUAAUGUUUGGCUGAGAGUGUCUUUGUAUAACACGAUUCUGAACACCGGGUAAAUCGGAAGUGACAUCCUCAAUAUCCUGUCAUACUCAGUAUUCUUGUUUCCCUGCUUCGAUGUGGGAGGCCAAUUGCACUUUUAUAACCCAGGUCCAGAGGUGGAUAGAAGAGGAUAAAAAUAUAAGACCUCCCCCCCCGUCAAAGGGAAUCAUUCAGUCCAAACCAAUUUGUCAGUGAUCCUCAACAAUUCAACACAAAUCAACAAAAACAUCAUGUUCUUCCAGGCAAAGACCCUCCUUACCCUCAUCACCUUUGGAAGGCUCCUUUCCACCGCUGCUGGCGUCAACCUGUCGCAAUUCACCCGUCCCAACUGCAGGGGUAAUCGCGCUUCCUGCACUAACAUAGGCUCCAGAGUCUGCUGCCAAAGCAAUCAGCGUGUCUUCGCGUCCGGCUCCUGCCAGGGUUGCACCUCGACCGACUUCCACUCGACCUGGACACGACAGGGACGGAACAGCUGCGGUCGAAAUGCAGCGAGUACCAAUGGUGGCCGGUGUAUCUCGGGCAGUUCGAAUUUGCGCGGUCACUCAUGGUGUCGACUUUGCCGUACGAAGCGAGAAGAAGGGGAGGAACCCACCUGCACCGAAAGCGUGGAGCCUAAUGUUCUUGAGAUUGACGGUAAAUGGUUCCACUUGAAGGACGAGAUGCCCGGGAACGAACGGGACGCGCUUUGGGAUCUCUGGAACAACGAAGCUGUGAUUGCGGAUAUGCCGGCUGAGAUGCUCAAGUAUGAGGAAGAGAUGCCUGAAGGCAUUGAGGACUCUAUGUAAUCGAGCAGCAUGAAGUGAUCAGUUCUGUCUGGUGAGGGAUGUUCUGACUGCAUGAUAGUGAGUCAAGGUGGGUUUGAAUGGGCUGUGGUCAUGUUGCAAUAAUUGAGAAUUUUGGUAGGUAGCUAGGAAAUGUAACUGUCACGAGUUUCCCAGAAGACCGAUUCAGAGA